AUGAGGUCAAGAACCCGAGCCGCUUCCGAGCCCGGUGUCAGCCAUUCCCGCAGCGACCCCUCCAGGGCUGACCAAUGGAAAGCCACAGAGAUGGGCAUCCCGAGGGUAAGGUAUCGUAUGGCAUUGACCAAAAAUUGA
Colletotrichum abscissum is the source of this 138-nucleotide messenger RNA. RefSeq lists its product as uncharacterized. Bases 1 to 138 code for a protein of 45 amino acids. The transcript has a single exon. Lineage: Eukaryota; Fungi; Ascomycota; Sordariomycetes; Glomerellales; Glomerellaceae. The record is from RefSeq and is a predicted model, not a curated record.